AUGGUCAUGGUAAGAGAGCUGAAGAAGCAGAAGUGGGCCCGCUUCAAAGGCAAGCCACAUUGGAUUCGCUGCUUCGCACAUGUGCUUAAUUUAAUUGUUCAAGGAAUACUCCGACCAUUCGGAAAUCAGAAGCAAACAAAGGGUUCAAGCAAUCAAGCACAAAUUCCUCCAAAUUACUCUGAUGACUCCAAAUCAGCCAAUGAUUCCCCUGUGGAAAACAUUAUAACCUCCAAAAACAACAUUGAUGACUCCUCCAAUGAAGAUUACCAAUCAAGUGAGGUUGGAAGUGUUGACCAAGAUGAUUGCGAGGACUUGGAAUCACUCGAUAUUGAUGAUAUUGAACAAGUGAGCGAGGAGGAGGAAGGUGAUUGGUAUACGAUUAAAUGUUGUAAGGAGAGUUUGGCUAAAGUAAGCAAGUAUCCUUCAUCUUUGGCAAGCUUGAUUCAAUUGUAG
Molecule: messenger RNA, 453 nt
Organism: Puccinia graminis f. sp. tritici CRL 75-36-700-3
Lineage: Eukaryota; Fungi; Basidiomycota; Pucciniomycetes; Pucciniales; Pucciniaceae
Exons: 2
Coding region: 1-453 (150 amino acids)
Source: RefSeq, a predicted model, not a curated record